Messenger RNA from Rhinolophus ferrumequinum (greater horseshoe bat), 5417 nucleotides. It is a transcript of the gene RPS6KC1, whose product is annotated as ribosomal protein S6 kinase C1. Lineage: Eukaryota; Metazoa; Chordata; Mammalia; Chiroptera; Rhinolophidae. The transcript is spliced from 15 exons. Gene Ontology annotation, molecular function: ATP binding; phosphatidylinositol binding; protein kinase activity. The record is from RefSeq and is a predicted model, not a curated record. Bases 825 to 3386 code for a protein of 853 amino acids. Gene Ontology annotation, cellular component: early endosome. Gene Ontology annotation, biological process: protein phosphorylation.
GCUCCUCUGCCGACCCGGAAGCAGAGCUGUGCGCCGGUGGCGCUGGUGGAGCCACCGCCCCCUCGCCGUUUCGCCGCCGCUUGGGGAACCCGGAGAGCCGCGGCGAGGGGUUACCCUGAUGGUACCCCGCAGGCGGCGGCGGCGGCGGCAGAGGUGGCGGGAGGAUGAGCUCUACCCGGGAGCGAGGUGCCGACCUGGCCCGUUUCUACACUGUCACCGAGCCCCAGCGACACCCAAGGGGCUACACGGUGUAUAAGGUUACCGCCCGGGUUGUUUCACGAAGAAAUCCAGAGGAUGUCCAGGAGGGAGAAUCCUGAACCAACUUAUCCAUGAACAUACUCUCUGCCAUUUCCUUAAUCCUUUUUUGGGGAACAGUCUUUUAUAAUAACAACUGUUGGUGAACCAUUCAUCAGAAAGCUCUUAUAAUCGUGUGGAAGAGAUACAGUGACUUUAAGAAACUACACAAAGAACUAUGGCAAAUUCACAAAAACUUAUUCCGACAUUCAGAAUUGUUUCCUCCGUUUGCUAAAGGAAUAGUGUUUGGACGAUUUGAUGAAACUGUUAUUGAAGAGAGGAGACAGUGUGCUGAAGAUCUGCUACAGUUCUCUGCCAAUAUUCCCGCUCUUUAUAACAGCAAACAGCUUGAAGAUUUUUUCAAGGGUGGAAUAAUUAAUGAUGGUUCUGAAUUGAUUGGUCCUGUUGAAGCUUAUUCAGAUUCCCUCACUGAUAGCUUACCUGAGUGUAGUACAGAAGGUUUCUCCAGUGACAGUGACCUGAUAUCUCUUACUGUUGACGUGGAAUCUCUUGCUGAGUUAGAGGAUGGAAUGGCUUCCAAUCAGAAUUCUCCCAGUAGAACUUUUGGUCUCAAUCUUUCUUCGGAUCCUUCAGCACUAGGGGCUGUUGCUUCUGACAGUGAGCAGAACAAAGCAGAAGAAGAACGGGAAAAUCGUAGCCUCUUUCCUGGCAGUUUAAAAUCCAAGCUUGGCAAGAGAGAUUAUUUGGAGAAAGCAGGAGAAUUAAUAAAGCUGGCUUUAAAAAAGGAAGAAGAAGACGACUAUGAAGCUGCUUCUGAUUUUUAUAGGAAGGGAGUUGAUUUACUCCUAGAAGGUGUUCAAGGAGAGUCAAGCCCUACCCGGCGAGAAGCUGUGAAGAGAAGAACAGCAGAGUAUCUCAUGCGAGCAGAGAGUCUCUGUAGCUUUUAUAGAAAACCUCAGUUCGAUGAUGUGUCUCAGGUUUUACUUGUAAUGGACACAAGGACAGAACAGACAUUCAUUUUAAAAGGUCUCAGGAAAAGCAGUGAAUACAGCGGGAACAGAAAGACCAUCAUCCCCCGCCGUGUACCCAACAUGGUGUGUCUGCACAAGUACAUCGUUUCUGAGGAGUCGGUGUUUCUUGUGCUGCAGCACGCGGAAGGUGGCAAACUCUGGUCAUACAUCAGUAAAUUUCUAAACAGAAGUCCUGAAGAAAGCUUUGACAUUGAGGAAGUGAAAAAAUCUACACUUACUAAAGUCCACCUACAGCAGCCAAGUUCUAGUCCUCACGACAGCAGUAGCUUUGAAUCCAGAGGAAGUGAUGGCGGAACGGUGCUUAAAGUUCAGCCUGUGAAGACUAGUCUUACUCUGAGCUCUCAAGAUGAUAGCAACCAAGACGAUGAUGGCCAGGAUAGCUCUCCAAAAUGGCCAGAUUCUGGCUCAAGCUCAGAAGAAGAAUGUACUACUAGUUAUUUAACAUUAUGCAAUGAAUAUGGUCAAGAAAAGAUUGAACCCGGGUCAUUGAAUGAGGAGCCUUUCAUGAAGACCGAAGGGCAUGAUGUUACUACCAAAGCCAUUGAAAGCAUCCCAGCACACCUCGCUGCUGCUGGCAGUGACAGCCCCAGCACACAGCUGUCAGCUCAUGAGCUGAAGUUCUUCCCUGCAAACAAUGACCUGCAAACAGUUAGUUCUCCAAGAACAUAUGAUUCCCUCAGUAGAUCUAAAAACAGCCCCAUGGAAUUCUUUAGGAUAGAUAGUAAAGAUAGCACUAGUGAAAUCCUAGGACUUGAUUUUGGAGGAAAAAUAUAUAGUCUAAAGUCAGAGCCUUUGAAACCAUUUUUUACUCUUUCAGAUGGAGACAGCACUUCCAGGGGUUUUGAUAUCUGUGAAAGCAAGGUUAUAGCUCAGGACACCAUUAGCGGGGGCUCAGAUGACUCUGUCCCAGUCAUUUCUUUUAAAGAUGCUGCUUUUGAUGACGUCAGUGGUACUGAUGAAGGAAGGCCUGAUCUUCUUGUAAAUCUACCUGGUGAAUUGGAGCCAACAAAAGAUGGUGCAGCAAUGGGACCUACUAAGUUUACACAGACUAAUGUAGGCAUAAUAGAAAGUAAACUCCUGGAAGCCCCCGAUGUUUUAUGCCUCAGGCUUAGUACUGAUCAGUGCCAAACUCUAGAAGAAAAAGACUCAGAGGAAUUGAGUGAUCCCUCUAGGCUUCAACCCCAUAUUAUAACAGAGAAACACUAUGUACAGGGGGGUGUUGGGAUGUUAUUUGCAGCAGCUGUUGAUCGCAGUAGUGCAGGACACACGUCUUUGUUACACAGCUCAGAUCCUAACUUUCAAGGACUUGGAGCGGUUGAGUCAGCAAUUACUGCAAACAAUACAGAAGAAAACUUAUUUCCUAUUUCUGACCCACUCUCAGGUGCUAACGAAUGUAAUGCGAACACAGACACUUUAAUAACUGAAGAAGUAUUGCUCUUUACAGAGCCUGCUGAUGAUUUGGUUGAAGAGGAACAGACUUUAUUUCAGAGAAACUCUGUGACUACGGGAGCCAGUGAGUUAGCACUAGAAGGAGACCAGGAAAUACAUCAGAUUUUUGAGGACCUUGAUAAAAAAUUAGCACUAAACUCCAGGUUUUACAUCCCAGAGGGCUGCAUUCAAAGAUGGGCAGCUGAAAUGGUGGUAGCCCUUGAUGCUUUACACAGAGAGGGAAUUGUGUGCCGCGAUUUGAACCCAAACAACAUCUUAUUGAAUGAUAGAGGACACAUUCAGCUAACGUAUUUUAGCAGGUGGAGUGAGGUUGAAGAUUCCUGUGACAGCGAUGCCAUAGAGAGAAUGUACUGUGCUCCAGAGGUUGGAGCAAUCACUGAAGAAACUGAAGCCUGUGAUUGGUGGAGUUUGGGUGCUGUCCUCUUUGAACUUCUCACUGGCAAGACUCUGGUUGAAUGUCAUCCAGCAGGAAUAAAUACUCACACUACUUUGAACAUGCCAGAAUGUGUCUCUGAAGAGGCUCGCUCACUCAUUCAACAGCUCUUGCAGUUCAACCCUGUGGAGCGUCUUGGUGCCGGAGUUGCCGGUGUUGAAGAUAUCAAAUCUCAUCCAUUUUUUACCCCUGUGGACUGGGCAGAACUGACGAGAUGAACGUAAUGCAGGGCUACCUGCACACAUUCUGAUCUUGUCUGGGACAGGCGUCUCCAGCACACAGGCGCCUCUGCCGCCCAGUCACUUGUGGAGCCCAGAGCCCUGGGAUCACGACGUUUAGAGGAAACGGGGGAAGAAAAGGCUGAACAAGACAAUUCUUCUACAAUUAGUGUCUGGACAAGAUCCUGGCUACAUUCGCAAGGGGCUGUUAUGUACAAACCUUUAACCAAGAUGUGAUGUUUAUUUUAUCUGCAUUUAAUGUCACAGAUGAGUUGUAAACUCAACUGAAAGAAGAAUGCCCUUCAAGAACUUCCUCUGAUAGGGAACUCCAAGUGUAGAAUUAAAUGGUACUUGAAAGGAGGACCUUGACAUGGCAGCUAACCAUGCUUUCUGCUAACCAAGAUUGGUAUAUAUGAUCAAAUUAAUAUUUGUUGGAUAAUAUACUACAAGUGCUUCAUGAAUAAUAUGAUCUAUGGAUCUUAAAAAAGUGAGGGAAAAAGAAUGCACAUCAUGCCUGAUAGGAAAUGUGUACCAUGAAGCCAUAUAAUUAAUGGAUGUUGAAUGUGGACCCAAAUCGUUUCAUACUGUCAGAAGUCCACAUGAGAAGAAAACGCUUCAUGAUGCCUACUUAGUAAUUGGUUGGUUGAGACUGCUUACAGAAGGGUUCAUAAGCACACUCACUCUGUCACUCUCUUCAACCGUAUUUUUCGACUUCCUAAACCUUUUGCCUAUUCGCUCAUAUUCUGUUCCUCCUACCCCUACUAAAACAUAUGCAACAAGAAAGGGAAAGGAGUAUUUAUUUUCCCAAAUUGUGUCAACUUGAUAAGGAUUAAGAAAUCAUGAUGUAAAAUAAACGUGGCAAAAAUUCAAAUCUCUCCUUCAUUUAAUUCUUGAAGUUGUUUUUGUUUGUUUUGUUUUUAGUAGAAAAGCCUCUCUUCCUUUCAUUUUUGAAUGUUAGCAAUUUCUGCUGCUUCUUAUGCUCGACUUCAUUUUAGAUUUUUAUCUUGACAUGCUAAGAACCAAAGGAGCUCAUCUAAAUGGAAUUGAACGGCAAUCCUAUUUUAUUACCUAUAACGAUGGGAUUUCCAGAUCUGACCUUCUAAUCUACUUGACAAUGUAUAGAAAGAGUAUGGGUAUUUACCUAUCUCCAACAUUUGUAUUUGUUAUUUCUUUGUGUUGCUAAGAUAGCUCCUGUAAUCAUGCAUUGUUUACAACAAUUUACAAUUAUUUUUAAAGUGUUCAUGUCUGUUUUUUUUAACUUUCUGCAAAGAAGAAAUAUAAGUCACUAUUUCCAAGUUAGAUGCCACCAGAAAUAAUGAAAGCUUCCUGUGUGUUUUCCUCCUUCGUAUUUUUGAGCUGUGUGAGAGCCCAUCCGUACUCCAAGGCUUCCAUCUGCCAUCGGCUAGGUCCUCCCGUCCAAUUCAGUGGAAGCAGAAAAUGCGUUAGUGAAACAAAGGAAAUGUGCAAGCAUUUUUUCUUUUCCUCUUAUCCUACUCCCCCUUUUUCCUUUUUGGUCCCCUUAUAACCUGAACCCCAGCUGAAGGGCUGUGACAACACCAGGAUGGGGAGCAGGUCACCAGGAUCAUAGCUCAGUCAAGAUGACAUCACUCCCUGGAACUGGAUUUCAACUUACCAGCCCCCUGGCCUCAUAACAGGAACACAUGCAGGUGAGGCAGAAGAAUGACUUCCUGUGUAGGACUGGUAGGAAAUCUGCAAGUACUUAGAACCAGCCGUUAAAGCGCUUCCUUCCAGAAGUGCCCUGUGACACCAAAGUAGGACUUCACAACUAAGGUGAAGCUCCCAGCCCUACCACGUGAUUUUGGUCCCAUGGAUUCAGAGAACAGCAAUGUCAACAGAUGGUUGCUGUGUCAAUGAGUUGACACAAUUCCAUUGCUUCGAUUUCUCUCUGUAUUUUUGAUUGGAACUUGUGCUUCGUGUAAAUGCAUCAUUCAUAAUCAUGGUGGACAUGAAUUAUUUUAGUAAUGUUAAGCCAUAUUUAGGCCAGGAGCAGAAACCUUAUCUUAAAAGCCA